ACUGCAAGUCUGCAAAUGCCUUAUCUUCUAAUCAUCUAAUGAUUAUAACAAAUUCCAGCUUUGUGUGGUACACUACUUGCUUUAUAUGCCUCAUGCUUUAUAACAUAACAUGCAACAAGAUCCCAUCACAGCAUGCGUUUUUGCAUUUGAGUCUCUUACCAACUCAUCAUAUACAACAAGGAAUUAGUGAUCAUACACACAAGUGAACAUGGCGAUCAAAGAGGAUGCUGAAUAUGGUGUGGAGAAAGGAAUCAGAGAGCCACUUGUGGAGGAACAGAACAAGAAACUGGUCCAUGGAAGCAAAGGGCAUCCAUGGAUUGUUUACUUCACUACAUUUGUAGCAGUCUGUGGUUCUUAUGCAUUUGGGGCUUGUGGUGGAUAUUCAUCUCCUACUCAAGAUGCUAUCAGGAAGGAUCUCAGUCUGUCUUUGGCAGAGUACUCCUUGUUUGGGUCCAUCUUGACUAUUGGAGCAAUGAUUGGCGCAAUCACAAGCGGGCCUAUUGCUGAUAUUAUAGGAAGAAAAGGGGCAAUGAGAGUGGCAAGUGCUUUCUGUGCGGCAGGAUGGCUUGUUAUUUACUUUUCGGAGGGCCCAGUGCCUUUGGACAUCGGGAGGCUAGCAACAGGAUAUGCAAUGGGAGUUUAUUCAUAUGUGGUUCCUGUCUUUGUAGCCGAAAUUGCACCAAAAGAACUCCGUGGAGCUCUGACUACCUUAAAUCAGUUCAUGAUUUGUGCUGCAGUGUCUGUGUCGUUCAUAAUUGGAAAUGUAGUGUCAUGGAGGGCUUUAGCUCUAAUUGGCCUCGUUCCCAUAGCUGUAGUGCUUUUAGGUCUGUUUUUCAUUCCAGAGUCUCCUAGAUGGUUGGCAAAGAGAGGACGCAGAAAAGAUUUUGAGGCAGCACUGCAGAUACUUCGCGGGAAAGAUGCUGACAUAUCACAAGAGGCUGCGGAGAUUCAGGAUUAUAUAACAACUUUGGAACAGCUCCCAAAAACCCAGCUUCUGGAUCUGUUUCAGAGAAGAUAUUUGCGCUCAGUCACUAUUGCAGUCGGACUUAUGGGUUGCCAGCAAUUUGGAGGAAUCAAUGGAAUUUCCUUUUAUACAAGUAGUAUUUUUCAGCUAGCAGGAUUUUCUACCACCAUCGGGACUAUAAUAUACGCCUGCCUUCAGAUUGUGAUCACUGGUCUAGGAGCAGCCUUGAUAGAUAAAGCUGGCAGGAAGCCACUACUACUGUUAUCUGGAUUGGGGUUGGUUGCAGGAUGUCUAGUUACAGCAGUUGCCUUCUAUCUUAAGGUUCAGGAGGUUAGUGUGGGGGCAGUCCCAGUACUUGCUGUAACUGGCAUACUGGUCUAUGUAGGAUCAUUUUCAUUAGGAAUGGGAGCAGUUCCAUGGGUUGUGAUGUCUGAGAUAUUUCCUGUCAAUAUUAAAGGGCAGGCUGGAAGCUUAGCCACUUUUGUGAACUGGUUUGGUGCAUGGUUAUGCUCCUACACUUUCAACUUUCUCAUGAGCUGGAGCUCCUAUGGUACCUUCAUUCUUUAUGCUGCAAUAAAUGCACUAGCUAUACUAUUUAUAGUUGUAGUCGUGCCGGAAACCAAGGGUGAAAGCCUGGAACAAUUACAAUCAGCCAUUAAUGUGUAGGAAGCAAAGUUUAGCGGGUCGCAGUGUGUGGUGGGAGAGAAAGAUAGAAGCAGGUUGAUGAUUAAAUCACUAGCCAUAUUGUUUAUCAUUUGUUUGCUUAUACAUUGAUGAUUGAAUUCAUGAAGGUUUAUAUUUCACAUUAGUUGUCUUCAUGUAAAUCAUUCAAGAAAUGUAUUCCGAAGCGCAG
Molecule: messenger RNA, 1817 nt
Organism: Lotus japonicus
Lineage: Eukaryota; Viridiplantae; Streptophyta; Magnoliopsida; Fabales; Fabaceae
Product: sugar transporter ERD6-like 7
Exons: 18
Coding region: 209-1630 (473 amino acids)
Biological process (GO): transmembrane transport; carbohydrate transport
Cellular component (GO): membrane
Molecular function (GO): sugar transmembrane transporter activity
Source: RefSeq, a predicted model, not a curated record